UCUGUAAACAUUCUAACAGAUUAGUCAUUCCCCCAUUGCAUAUGCCAGUGAAAUUGUAAAGAAUUUAAGGAAAAUGGUGAAUUUAGUUUCUCCGCCUUCGCUUUCCCAGAUGCAAUUUUGGCACGGGCUCUGGGAGUAUCAACACGAACCGAGACUGGAACGUAGAGCUCGCCAGCGAUUGUUGGCACGGCGAGAUCGCCAAACCGGGUUGCAGUGGGUCUGGGCCAGCAACGGGCAAGUUCCUAGGAAUGCUGUCAGGACAGUCGAUUCGCACCGGAACAGUUCUUUCAUAGGGAGAGCCCAUCACCAGGGUUCGGUGACACCCGGAUACAUAGAUCCUAAGCGCAAGGCUUGUUGCAUCGCCUGGGGUGGUGAUGAACACGAGAAGAGAAUCUACGAAGUUCUCUGUACGACCGGAUCAUUCCUGCCGGUUUCGGAGGUCAACACGGAAGUGCUGCUGAGCGCUACUUCGGCUGGGAUUUCAGAAAAUGGCGAACCACUGUUCAUCGGACGGGUGAGACACGAGGGGAAGUACAUUUAUGGCAAAGUGCAGCGGUCGCACGGAGUGUGCUACAUUAGCCAUGGCAAACGCGAAAUGGGAUUCAAGGAAUACGAAGUAUUCAGUGCAAUGCCAGACCCAACAUUCCAGUAUCACGAGUGGGUGAGCAACGAAGAUGUCGAGACUGUUCCACCGAAAGCCAUCGUGGGCGGUAUGAACCAGGACGGGUAUUUGUACAUCGGUCGUGCCAAACACCGUAAUUCGCUUACACCCGGGUCCGUUUGUCCCAGAGCAAACAUUUGCCACAUUGCCUGGGGCUCCGAUGAGCAUCCCAAAAGCAAAUACGAAUAUCUAUGCAAUUGUAAGACAAAAUUUAUUCCAUGUUCAUCGAACAAUGUGCCCGUGGGAGCCAUUCACGGAGGUUAUUCGGAAUUCGGGGAACCUCUGUUCAUCGGACGCGUACAGAUCAACAGAAGGCAGCUUAUAGUUGGAAAGGUUCAACCGUCCCACUCGGUUUGCUACGUUCCUUAUAGAGGAAAAGAAACUGCUUACAAGGAGUAUGAAAUACUAGUAUUAGACAACUGCUAAGGAGCUCAAAUGAAUACCCAACAAAAAUAUGUGAUGUGAUCAUUGUAUUCUAGAAUGUAAUUGAUAAUACUGUUGUCUAAAAUCGGAAGACAUUUUCUUUUAAUUGUAAUUUGUUUGGUAACUACCGUAACUACAUAAAUAAUUGUUCAAGAUAAGAAUGAUAAGACU
Messenger RNA from Uranotaenia lowii, 1255 nucleotides. RefSeq lists its product as uncharacterized. The record is from RefSeq and is a predicted model, not a curated record. The transcript is spliced from 2 exons. NCBI's taxonomy places the organism in Eukaryota, Metazoa, Arthropoda, Insecta, Diptera, Culicidae. The coding region runs from base 74 to 1087 and encodes 337 amino acids.